AGAAGAAUACAAUCUUAUAUGUACUGAAGUAGUGCGUAUGUGCUUUGCAGCAAAGCCUUUGCUCCUGCUCUAUGUUCGUGCGGCGAGGAAUUCGAUUGUUUGCCACAGAAGCUGGGAGCAAGACGACAUGGGAUCCUGUUCAAUCCCUUCAGCUAAAUCACCCAUCUCUUGUUCUGCUCGAGAACUGCAAUUCCAGGAAUCAGUUCAAGCAGGUUUUGGCACAGAUCAUGCGUUUCAAUCUCAUUGGCGAUACGUUUCCCAUGAGCCGUCUUCUCUUGUUCUCAGCUAUCACAUAUCCAGAGAACAUCGACUUGGCGAAGCUUCUCUUUCUUAAGUUCACUCCCAACCCCAAUGUAUUUGUUUACAACACGAUGAUCUCUGCUGUUUCGACCUCCAAAAACGAAUGCUUUGGUCUGUAUGGUUCUUUGAUUAGGCACCGUGUUUCUCCGGACAGGCAAACGUUUCUCUACCUCAUGAAAGCUUCGAGCUUUCUGUCGGAAGUGAAGCAGAUCCAUUGCCACAUCAUUGUUUCUGGGUGUUUCUCUCUUGGGAAUUACCUGUGGAAUUCUCUGGUUAAGUUGUACAUGGAGUUGGGAAGUCUGGGUUUUGCCGAGAAGGUGUUUGCUAUAAUGCCUGAACCAGAUGUCAGCUCUUUUAACGUUAUGAUUGUUGGUUAUGCAAAGAAGGGGUUUUGUUUAGAGGCACUGAAACUGUACUAUAAGAUGGUUGGUGAUGGUAUUGAACCUGAUGAGUACGCAGUGUUGGGUCUUCUAGUUUGUUCUGGUCAGUUAUCAGAUACUAGGCUUGGGAAGGGAGUUCAUGGUUGGAUUGAGAGGAGGAGACCUGGUCAUUCAUCUAAUUUGAUUCUGAGCAAUGCUCUUUUAGACAUGUACUUCAAAUGCAAAGAUUCUGGUCUUGCUAAGAGAGCUUUUGAUGCGAUGAAGAAGAAAGACAUGUGUUCUUGGAACACCAUGGUCGCUGGGUUUGUUAGGCUUGGAGACAUGGAAGCUGCUCAGGCUUUUUUUGAUCAGAUGCCCAAAAGGGAUCUUGUUUCUUGGAAUUCUCUGCUUUUUGGUUACUCGAAGAAGGGAUGUGACCAAAGCGCCGUUAGAGAGUUGUUCUAUGAAAUGUUGAUAACAGAGAAGAUCAAACCAGACCGCGUCACUAUGGUUAGUUUGAUAAGUGGUGCAGCAAACAAUGGAGAUCUGAGCCAUGGAAGAUGGGUGCAUGGAUUAGUGAUCCGUCUGCAACUGAAAGGUGAUGCCUUUCUGAGUUCGGCUCUGAUAGAUAUGUACUGCAAAUGUGGUAUCAUUGAGCGGGCUUUCAUGGUUUUCAAAACAGCUACCGAAAAAGAUGUCACGCUAUGGACAUCAAUGAUUACUGGGUUAGCCUUCCAUGGAAAUGGCCAGCAAGCUCUGCAAUUAUUCGAAAAUAUGCAAGAAGAAGGCGUGAUGCCAAACAAAGUCACUCUGCUCGCUGUCCUAACAGCUUGCAGUCAUAGUGGACUCGUGGAGCAAGGGCUACACGUUUUCAACCACAUGAAGGAGAAAUUCGGCUUUGACCCUGAAACUGAGCAUUACGGAAGCCUUGUGGAUCUGUUGUGUAGGGCAGGGAGAGUAGAAGAAGCGAAAGACAUAAUGCAAACAAAGAUGCCAAUGAGACCAAGUCAGUCAAUGUGGGGAUCAAUCUUAAGCGCUUGCCGGGGAGGUGGAGACAUUGAAACCGCAGAGAUGGCUUUAACAGAAUUGCUUAAGUUGGAACCUGAAAAAGAAGGCGGAUAUGUUUUGUUGUCAAAUAUAUAUGCAACCGCUGGAAGAUGGGGGUAUUCAGACAAGACGAGAGAUGCAAUGGAGAGUCACGGAGUAAAGAAGCCUGCAGGAAUUAGUAGUGUAGUUGGAGUAGGGGGAAUUCAUAGCUUUGUGGCUGCAGAGAAGCAAAACCAUCCAAGAUGGCUGGACAUCAAAGGAAUAUUGCAGCAUCUGCAUGAUGAAAUGAAGUCCAAAUUGGAUCUCUUGGACUUGUUAGUAAAAUAGAUCAAUUAGCCAUCUAAGCAUUUGAGAGAGCAUGCAUAAGCGAGGAUAUUUCUCGACACAAAGUAAAGCAUAAUUUCGCAGUUGAAAGCUCCCAAGAGAACGAACGCUGGUGCUGGUUGGCUUAUAUUGUGUGGAUAAAACAAUCCUCCUCCUUGAAAGAGAUACCGCCUAUUUGGAUCAACCUUAUCAUCAGUCGACAGAUAAUGCCGACAAUAUCCGUAUAGAAGUUCUGGAUUUGAAGAUGAAGUGAGCAAGUGGUAAACUCCUGGGUACACUCAAGAGUUUUAGUACCUUUUCAUGUAGAGUACUAUAGAGAGCACAUGUUUAGCCGUCAAAUGUGGUGAUAACUGAUAUAUCCUCAUCUAGAAUUUGAUAUAAGAUUCAUGCUAAGACGGAAACCGAGGGAAUAACCUGAUGCUGUGACAUAGUUUUGAUCCUAGGAGAACCACUUUGUUCCAUGGUGAUUUGGAAAAGGUUGAAUGAACCUUUGAGUUUCGUUGGCCUUGAAGCAAGCAUGUUUUGGUUCAUAGAGCUUGAUUUGACUCAGUCCAGAGUUAAGACAUCCAAGCAUAACCGUAUAUCACCUGCAUAUCCGGAACAUCAUCCGCCUUCAGAAUCCUGCAUUGCAUUGGGGGAUGGCAACAAAUGCAGAACUUUGUCUGACAUCAUUGGUAUAUUUUGAACUUAAAUUUAGUUCAAAGGCUGAUCCGUUUUGAACUGAAGUUGAAUCCAACGACUAAACAAAAGUGGCUCAACAUAAUUUGAUUUUAGACCGCAGCUUUUGUCUCGACUCUCCUAAACAUGUAGUACUAAAACUGGCUUAUGAUCUACAACUAGUACACUACUCUUUUUGGACAAAUCAUGCUUUUAUAACAGAUUUGGAAACUCUUUUAACUGUCUAAAUUUGAUUAUAACUGUAAAAAUCCUAAAAGCAGUACAAAAUUAACUGUCAAUGUGAAUUUUUUCUGAACUUCAAGAUUUUAUUAUUUCUGAUCCUGCCAAAUUAGUCAUUUCUCAAAUUUUCUGGACUCUCACAUGUCUUUGACUGGUAACAACUUGAGGCAAAACCUCUUUAUACUGGAAAAAUUCAAAGGCUACAACACGUUUCUAAGUCCCCAACGGAAAAAAAAAA
Molecule: messenger RNA, 3165 nt
Organism: Capsella rubella
Lineage: Eukaryota; Viridiplantae; Streptophyta; Magnoliopsida; Brassicales; Brassicaceae
Product: pentatricopeptide repeat-containing protein At3g04750, mitochondrial
Biological process (GO): RNA modification
Molecular function (GO): RNA binding; protein binding
Source: RefSeq, a predicted model, not a curated record